Molecule: messenger RNA, 1469 nt
Organism: Drosophila eugracilis
Lineage: Eukaryota; Metazoa; Arthropoda; Insecta; Diptera; Drosophilidae
Exons: 1
Coding region: 92-1396 (434 amino acids)
Source: RefSeq, a predicted model, not a curated record
UUAAGAUUUCAAAUUCUUUUUGAUAUUAUUAAUAGUGCAAAAUUCCAGUGCAAUUUCUGUCUGACAGUUUGAGAUUGAGAUCCAAAUUACCAUGGACAGCAGUUAUGAGAGGGCCAGAAAGCUGCACGACGAGGCGGGAGUGCCACCUGGAGGAAUCACGCGUUGUUGCUGCAACUGCAGGAGAAAGCUGGAUCCCUACCAGCUGUUCGACGACAAUGUCGAGGACAUAGCCAAGAGUCUGUCCCAGAUAAUGCUGAUCUGCGGCAUCAGCACGACCAAGUCCUGUGCUGCGAAGUCGAUAAUCAAGCGGGCCUUCGUGUACCAUGAACGAUUGCGCACCACCUGUCCACCUACUCCAACGCCAGGGAGUCGCCUGAACCGGGAGGACUUACUCCAGGCACUGCGACUGAAGUGUGAAAUGGAGCCGGUGGAGGCGAUGCUCACCUAUGCCAUCAUCAAGCGGGCCUUCAAGGCAUUCUACCAUGGCAAGCCACCUGUUACCAUCAGUAAUCCCAUCGUGGACGCCAUGGCAGUGCACACCCAACGGGCAGCUUGGAUGCACGCUGCCCAUAAGACCUCCAGGAUCUUCGACAACUACAGAGCGGCCUUCUUCUGGGCCCACAAGCAGUACGAGCGGCAGAUUACUCAGGUGUAUCAGUCGCUAUACCAACGGAUGACAACCAGAUCGGAUCCUCUCCUUGUGCCUGGCUGUCCCUGCAAAGGUUGCUCCAAGCAGGAGGUACCCGGACAUCCCAAGGCUGGCCAAAGGCCGAUGACGAAGAUCAAGCUAUCGGAGGGUGCAGAUCUUCCAGAGCCCUGCCUCCUUUGUGGCUUGCAGGUUCCCCGAAAGGAGAAGGAUGUGAAGAUAAGGAAGCUACCGCGACCCAUUACCAACCAUGAGGUUAAUCUGCCCAGAUGCGAGCAGUGCAAUUCUCCCUUCCUGAUCUGCGAGUGCAACAUCGACCAGUUGACCGGAGAGCAGUUCGGGGAAUGUGGCCAGGACUCCUACAAGGUGAAGUGGUAUCGUUUGGAGCCACCACACCACAUUGACGAACCCAAUGUUCGAUCGCAUGGCGAUGAGGAGCAGCACACCAGCUACGACGAGGCGCUGGAGCCUCCGGAGGACUGGGACAACCAUCAUUGUCCCAUCGACUGCAAGCACGACUCCUGCAGCGAAUCCACGAAUGUUUGUCAUAGCACUUCGUCCUCGGGAUCUUCGGAAAGUGACUUUGCCACCUGCUCGGAGGGGGUGGAUAAGGAGGAGGACAUUGUGACCAAGUUGGAGGAGUACCUAAAUAAGCUCUGGGCCGAGGAGGUGGCUCAGAAGAGGAAUCCAUCGUAUGUGCCGAGGACCAUUGAGCCUCCUGGUCCGAGGUGUACCAAGUGCAAGGACUAAUUAUAGAGUUUAUAUUUCUAUGUUCAUAUUUUGGCUACAUAAAUUAUUAGUAUUGAGUGAUGGAAAGUGGAAA